Molecule: messenger RNA, 543 nt
Organism: Nicotiana tabacum (common tobacco)
Lineage: Eukaryota; Viridiplantae; Streptophyta; Magnoliopsida; Solanales; Solanaceae
Product: protein DMP2-like
Biological process (GO): endomembrane system organization
Source: RefSeq, a predicted model, not a curated record
AUGGCAAAAUCUAGCUCUAGCCUGAAGGCCAAGACCUUAAAUAGCAUUGGCAAUCUCAUUAGAGUUCUCCCAACAGGAACAGUCUUCAUUUACCAAUUCCUAAACCCUAUUCUCACAAACGAUGGCCAUUGCACCGUUGUCAACAAAUACCUCUCUGGAAUCCUCAUUGCCCUUUGUGGCUUCUCUUGUGCGUUUUCUUGCUUCACCGAUAGUUACAUCGAUAACGACGGCGCCACUCAUUAUGGCAUAGCCACAAUGAAGGGACUCUGGCCAACAACUUCAGCAGUUGAUACAACAACUUAUAAAAUUAGCGUUGGUGACUUUGCUCAUGCAUUUUUUACUGUGAUUGUUUUUGGGGUUGUGACUAUUUUGGAUAGGAACACUGUGGAUUGCUUCUUUCCAUCGUUCGAAUCGACGCAGAAAAUGUUGCUUAUGGUGUUUCCACCAGCAAUUGGUGCCAUUUCUAGUGUUGUGUUUGUGGUGUUUCCUAAUAAACGUCAUGGCAUAGGGUACCCUAGUCAAGAUGAAUCAAGCUCAAAGUAA